This is a messenger RNA of Saccharomyces kudriavzevii IFO 1802, 2808 nucleotides long. RefSeq names its product Mnn14p (gene MNN14). The record is from RefSeq and is a predicted model, not a curated record. Lineage: Eukaryota; Fungi; Ascomycota; Saccharomycetes; Saccharomycetales; Saccharomycetaceae. Bases 1 to 2808 code for a protein of 935 amino acids. The transcript has a single exon.
AUGUUAUCAGUACGCAGGUUUUCUAUGUGCGUUUUGAGGUCUCUACGGCUUCACCUUAAGAAAAUUGCUGUUAUUCUUCUCGCCGUUCAACUGCUGUUCAUUACUGUAUAUGUGCAGAAUCGUCAUUUAUCAAUUACUGAUGGGAAUUGGAAAUCGUUCACCACCCCGUUUUUCCAAUCGCCUACCGAUACUACCAAGAACGACACAUACGCUACUUUUGAUUUACGAUCGAAAGACAGUGUAACCAGACUUUACGAUAAAAUGAACUUUGACACUUCAGGCGAAUGGAUCGAUACGUAUACUUUGAAGAAUAAUCUUCUCACUAUGAAAAUGGGCUCGGAUAAAGGACAGGUUUUGGACUCGGUGGACGAGUUGAGAUACUACGAUAACGAUCCGCGGUUGGUAUGGUCAGUUGUUUUAGAUCACCUAUUGGCAUCCGACUCCAAUGAUUACGCCUUUUCUUGGUAUGAUUGGGCCAAUUUCGACUCGUUGAAUAAACUCAUCGCGUUAAAAGAUACAAACAUCUCUUGCCAAUUUCUUUGUGAAGGUGCUUUCGAUAAGAAUGUAAUGCAGAGGGUGGAGAAUGAAGUCCAAGAACCUUUAUUUGUCACCAACAGAAAUAAAUACGAUGAACCGCUCUGGUACAAUAGGGCAAGAAAGGGGUUCGAUUCUAACUCAGUGCAACAAAUCGUAAAUGACCACUGUAAAAGUAAUGACGCGUAUUCCAACGGUACACCUUUUGAACUGCCCUUUGUUAUCAGUGAAAUUUAUGAGAAGCUAAGACCGGAAGUCUAUGACUUGCAUGCUAGGAACCAUCUAUUAUAUUCUAACACAACACCAUUGUCACUAACUGUCCUGAAUAGCGAUAAAGAUGCAUACAGAAUUGAUUUGAAGAAAACAGACUCUUCCAAAUCAAAUAUCGUACAAUCCAAUCUCUUACAGGAUUACAUGCAAAGACACAGAAAAGAAAUGGUGAAUGGUGAUCUUAUUUUCAAUCACACUUCGAUUUUUGAAAAGUUUUUACGUCACAAAUCAACCAAGAAGCGGAAACUUGACAUUGCAGGUUUAGAUAAAACAAUAUUUGCUAAAGAAUAUUUAGACUUAUCACCAUCCGACUUUUGCUUCGAUGUCAAAGCGAAAAUCGCCGAAUUAGAGACUAGAUUAAGAUCUGAAAGCCUGUCUUUGCAUGAUACCUGUUACUUGCAAAGUUUGCAAACCUCCAUAAGAACUGCCCCCGCAUUACAGAAAAAAUAUUUUGCGGAGGCCAGCGACGUUACAGAUGCGACCGCUGAUGGUCAUCAUAGAGAUAAAAGAUUCUUCUCAAUUGGACACAAUCUCUUGAACGACCCUCAGGAGUUCGAAGCAAGAUUGAGUUCCUUGAUUAGAACGUUUCAGAAAUUCACCAAAGCCAAUGGGUUAAUUUCUUGGUUAUCACAUGGCACCUUGUACGGAUACUUAUACGAUGGGCUGAAAUUCCCCUGGGAUGUCGAUCACGAUUUGCAAAUGCCCAUCAAACAUCUACACUAUUUAAGCCAAUAUUUCAAUCAAUCGUUAAUAUUGGAAGAUCCAAGAGAAGGUAAUGGAAGAUACUUGCUAGAUGUAGGAAGUUCUAUUACCGUAAGAGUUCACGGAAAUGGUGAAAACAAUAUUGAUGCCCGCUUCAUCGAUAUUGAUUCGGGCAUAUAUAUUGAUAUCACUGGGCUUAGUGUUAGUUCCGAUGCGGCUAAGCAGUACAUGUCCAAAUUUGUAGAAGAAGAGGAAAGUUCAGAGAAAACAUUUCCUGCUCUUAUUGACGACUACGACUAUGAUGAAAAUGACAAUUUCGAUGAAGUUGAUGGUAGAGAAGACUUAGCCAAGUAUACCAUAAACGAACUAAAGGAAUGGGUUGACUCUCAUCCAGACGAUUUCACGAAUGCAGAAAGCAGCCAAGUGACAAAAACCUACAAAAAAGAGCUUCAUAUAUCGGGAGGCGAUUCUCCCGAAAAAGGUUUAUCUCCAAAACAAAGGUAUCUGGUGAAUGAAAAGUACAAUUUAUACAAUUGUAGAAACCAGCACUUUUCCAGUCUAAAAAUUUUAUCACCUCUAAGAAACACAAUGUUUAAUGGUGUGUCAGCAUUUGUUCCUAAUAGACCCAUAACAUCAUUGAACAAUGAGUAUAAGGUCCCCCCAAAAUACGGGUUUUUAACAUUUCAAGGAAGGGUGUAUUUACCUGAGUUUAGGUAUUGGUUUUCAUUUGCGGAUAUGAAAAAAUUUGGAAAUUUGCAACUGAGAGAGCCCAAGAUAACACGGCUGGAGAGUCCUUUAAAUGAUUUAAAGUUCAGUGACAUAAAGUUGUUACUAACAAACAUCGUGCAGUGUGAUUUUCAUUCCAUAUUUGCCAGCUUAUUCAAUUCCUUUGAUAGCACUAUUUACAGGCUCAAAGAACUAGAAAUACAGUAUGAUCUACGCUUGAGCGAGGAAGAAAAAAGUCAUCUAUUGGGGAUGCUUAGACAUGGAAUGUCAAAAAAUAUAAAAUCACCAGAGAAGGAUCCGAUAAUAUAUAUCUAUGAAAGAAAAUUAUGGGAACACGUAGAAAAAUUACUGAAUGCUUCAGUGCUUUACAAUAUCGCUUCGAAAGUUGAAAAUGAUAAAAUCAAAGCGUUCGUUGAAUUGUCUCAAAAAGUAUUUGAGAGAAAUCUCGAGAGUUUUCAACUUCUUGAUAGAGACAACAACGAUGCAGUGAUUGAUUUAAAUUCCAAAGGGCUGAACCUAUUUGGCGACAAUAAAAAAACCUCUAAUGAUAUAUUCGGUUCGGACCAAAAAUAUUAA